GGAUGGAGGUGCAGUUGUAUAUAUAAAGGGCGGGCCGUGUAUAUGGCCGGAGAGACCCCGCGCAGCUGUAUUGCAUACGAGGAGACCUCCCUCGCUUUUGCCAGCUGGAAUUCCUUGAAACUAUCACGACCGCCUUCCGUUCCCCGGUUCUGUGCUCAUGUUGAAUCUUCUCUGCUUCUUUUGGUGGGGAAUGAGACUAAUUCGCUCCAGAGAGUGUGUCACUAAACGAAAUCCCUUACCAUCUGCGUGACUCUUACCUCCCUACGCACGGGCCUAGUAAUCCACAGCGCCUCACGGGCUAUGGUGGACCGAAUCACUUUCACUUUGACGAAAAGCAAGUACGAAAGGAAGCUUUUUCUCUCUUCAUCGGCUUCCUAUUGCGCCCUGGCACCAAAUCAACCCACUUUCAUCGGGCCCAGGUCAACUCAUGUCAUUCCUCAGCAGCAUAUUAUCCAACGCCACAGCUGAAGCAAAACACGAGGCGAGUUUUGCGUCCUGCACUCAUAAAGCUCGUGCUGGCAACAUCCAAAACCCUGCGCCACCCUCAUCCCUCGAAGCAUCCUACAUCAUGGUGCCUCGCCCACCCACCGAAACAGAGCUCGAUGCCGAAUACGACAUGAUCUCUCCCGCAGAAGCCGACGAAUACUGUGAUGCGCGUCGCCUACGUCAAGAAACCGGCGAGGAUCGCAUCCACAAUGAGUGGCUCGGCCGUUACCUCGUCCGCAAGAAAGACCGCAUUGUCGUCGAAUUGGGGCCGCACACGAUCUACAAGGAGUUCCGCAUUGAAACCAUUCCACCAACGUCUAAACUGCUAGUUGCGUUAGGCAAGCGACCUCCGUUCCACAGACAUGUAUGGAUUCCCGAGAUCGACGAGCAGAUGUUUCGGAGCUAUUCGUUCUUGCAGGAUGCCGAUGCCAUGGCAGUCACGGGGUCCUGGAUCGAUGCGUUUAAGUUGUGGGUCACGGCUAAGUUGCUUGAGGAUGAGGCUGUGGAGAAACAAGCACUUUCUUCGAUCUGGAGGAAAGCGCAGCUCGGACAAUACAAGCUUGACCGGAUGUUCAGCCCGGAGGAGGUUGACUGGGUGUUUGGGCAUACCGGGAAGGGAACUGCGCUGAGGAAGACUGUGGUCGGGAUAACAGUGCGCAGUGAGGGGUUGGUGAGUAGAUUGAAGGGACCUGCGGAGUUUGUUAAAGAGGUUGAGGGAUAUUUGCAGGUGUUGGGAGGGCAUGAAGUGGUGGAUAUGCGGAAGGGAGUGGAGGAUGUGUGGCCGGGUAUGAGCUUGGACGAGCAUGACCUCCCGAAAAUAUGGCAGCUUAGUCCUUUCGAAGGGGCAAUUCCAGCUCCAGCUCCGAAACUCCCGCGAUCCUCUCCAUCGAAGCAGGGUUUGGCCACUCCAAAAUCUCCAUCCCUUCCGCAACAGGCCUGUCCCGUCCCCACGAGAGCAACGUCAACCCUAAAACCAGCGGUCCCUCCAUCAAUACCGUUACCCCGACAUACCCCACUAUCAUCGUCUUCCCUCCAGCAAUCUACAACCCCGAAAUCCUCCUCCAACCCCUCAAAUCUAGCUCCACCCACAUCUCGCAUACCCAUGGCAACCCAUCAAGUCGUCCCUCGCAUUCAAUCUCGGGUAGCAGUCCAACAUCUCGAAAACAUCUCACGAGAUAUCCCUUCGAUGUUAGUAUCGAAGCCACCGUUACCCAGCCCACGCCAGUCGCGAUUUGUAGCAACCAGAUCACCAAUCCCCGGAGUAAACCAAGGUAAAUCAAGGCAGCCGUUGAAAUAUGCGAACAGCGUUCUAUGCGGGAAAUUCAAUAGCCAGCCAGGGAAGGGAGCGCUGCCUUCGGUAGACAUCAAGGAGCAACCGGUGAGACAACCAAUUAAUCCGCCGAAUGUAGAGUUAUUGGUCAAGAAUAUGGGGGUGAAUUUUGCCGCGAGGCGGAGGGACGAGUGGUGUGAGCAGGGGAAACGGCAUUCAGGUGGGCUUAGCGGUGGAUACAGGGCAAGUUAAAGAUUUGGUGCCCAUACAGAGCAUCUGUGUACAGGCAUGGGCGAUAUUAGGUUUGGUCGCUGCGCGCGCUGUUGUCCCUAGGACUCGGGACCUACCUAUGCACGUAGAGCUACUUGGUCACGUGUUCCCACCUUCGCUCACUAAUACAACCCUUCUCUGUCUCCCGAACUAGCAAGCCCCAACUAUAUAACAUCACAUUUCCACUCUUCCAGAUCUCUUUCAACUAAUAAAAAUCUGGGCUAAGCGUACCUUGGGAA
Trematosphaeria pertusa is the source of this 2265-nucleotide messenger RNA. RefSeq lists its product as uncharacterized. The record is from RefSeq and is a predicted model, not a curated record. NCBI's taxonomy places the organism in Eukaryota, Fungi, Ascomycota, Dothideomycetes, Pleosporales, Trematosphaeriaceae. The coding region runs from base 428 to 2008 and encodes 526 amino acids. The transcript has a single exon.